GAAAAUGCGUUUUUUGUUUUCUUUUCGUAUCUGAAUAUGAGGUGUGACUUAAUUUAAACUUUUAUUUUGAAGUUAGCAAACGUACAACUCCACUGCGAGAGCUGGCGCUGUAUGCUUCAGCAGUAAACUCUAAAUAAAUGCAGUCAGUACGCGGUAGUUGUAGGUAAUUUGGAGAGAAAUGUGCGGAAUAAGAGGAGAAAAUCAAAAGACAGACAACCGUAAGACGCGUGGGUCAUUUCUUCCUGCUUCAGCUGAGUUAAGUUAAGGACAAUAGAUUAGCUAAGUGGCUAGCUGCCUUUGGGAGGGGGGGGUUUACAAUGCAUCAGGAGUUCAACCGGCUGACUCACUCAACUUGCACAUUUUGAGAGUUUUGUCCAAACAGCUCAGGAGGGGGGAAAAGAGUCGGGGGUUAAAGAUGGACAAUGGCACCAUUUAUGUCCGAGAAAAAGGCAGCCUUCGUCGUGUCAGUGACAUAGUCUUGGCACAGCCAAAGCCAGUGUCAUCUUGCAGAAGGACAAAUCCGUUUGUGCUGAGAAAGGAGCACUUCAUAUUCACCUACAAUGCAGAGGGAAGUCUGAGAUACACAACAAAGUCCCUCUUUGACAUCACUCUGUUAUUCGUGGCUGAUAAUAUACACCAUGUGGACUCUCUUGUUGGCUUCCCAGAGCAAAUAGGAGACAGGCUUUUCACAGCAGCAGAGGAGAACCGUGUGUUUUUAAACGCAGACAUUUCUCCAAAAGCCCUGCAGCUGUUUAGUGAUGCAUAUGGGGAGCUGGUGCUUGGAUCACUGUGUCUGAGAAACAGGUUUCCGCUCCUGCACGAGAGGAUGAACGAAAUCAAAACAUUUCACAGUUUGAAGUCUCUCGACCUGUUCGGCUGCAGACUGGGUGAUGAUCAUGAAAUAUUCCCGCAUCUGACAUCCAGCUCACUGGCAAGCCUGAUUCAGCUUUCCAUUGGUGGUAACAGUCUGUCGGACGUCGGCCUACAAAGACUGACAGCUCCUGUCCGCAUGAUGAGGAAGGGACUGGACUGUCUGCAGGCUCUUGACCUCUCCUAUAAUCCUAUCUCAGAUCGAGCCUUAAGAUACCUCACAUGCCUCCCCAAGCUCGAAAAACUUGAUGUAUCUGGCACAAGGUUCAAGCUUUGCACAACAUUGAAGACAACCAUAUGGGACCAGCUGGGGCUCAUUCAUUCGGAGAAACCAUUGGACACUUUCGAUCACGCCAGAUGUAAAACAGAAGGUUGGGCGGAGCAGAUUGUAAACCAGUGGGAAACAAAUAGCUCACACAUGCCAAAACAGAAGAAAAUUGACGAAUCCAGAUCUUCAGCACUUCGUUUUUUUGGCAGGCAGAAGUUUGUCAGAGAUGUUCUGAAUGCAGCCCCUUUGGUAUGUGAGAGCAAGGAAGAUGCCAAGAAAGAGAGACUGCAUUUCUACAGACCUGCAGCGAACAAUCUCAUACCAGAGAAACACGCUUCACCUGCAACCAAUCAUCAAGGGAAGGCUUUGCAAAAUAUCAAGAAAAGGAAGCGUCAGUCGGAGACGCGUGACAGUGCCUGUCAAAGUGUUCCAACGAAGCAUUCGUCCUCAUCCGUCCUAACAGCAGAGGACGUGGACUUGUUAAACUGCUACUGAUGCAGGCGAGCGUUGUGGCAUUCCACAACGAGUGUGUCAGUGAGCUUAUUGUGCGGGAAUGUUUUCUACAUUACUCACCUGGUGAACUGUGAAGACUUGACCUUGGAUACAGGUUGCAUUGUUUUUAUAUUGUCAUAAAUAAAGCUUAGAAUUUU
Molecule: messenger RNA, 1788 nt
Organism: Labrus mixtus (cuckoo wrasse)
Lineage: Eukaryota; Metazoa; Chordata; Actinopteri; Labriformes; Labridae
Gene: lrrc42
Product: leucine rich repeat containing 42
Exons: 7
Coding region: 416-1633 (405 amino acids)
Molecular function (GO): protein binding
Source: RefSeq, a predicted model, not a curated record